This is a messenger RNA of Glycine soja, 1220 nucleotides long. Its product is annotated as NAP1-related protein 2-like. Gene Ontology annotation, biological process: nucleosome assembly. NCBI's taxonomy places the organism in Eukaryota, Viridiplantae, Streptophyta, Magnoliopsida, Fabales, Fabaceae. Gene Ontology annotation, molecular function: histone binding; chromatin binding. The transcript has 10 exons. The coding region runs from base 102 to 878 and encodes 258 amino acids. Gene Ontology annotation, cellular component: nucleus; chromatin. The record is from RefSeq and is a predicted model, not a curated record.
AAACCCGCAAAACCCUAACCAUACACUACUUUUCUUUUUUUCCUACACUUUUCAUUUGGCUUCCUCUGCCUCGCUUUUGAAAACGCGCGUUUCAGGCGAAGAUGGUUGGCGACAACACGAAGAAGUUGAAAGUCGCCGAGAAUUUGGAGGAUAGCAUCGACGGCGAACUCGUCCUCUCCAUCGAGAAGCUGCAAGAAGUCCAAGACGAGCUCGAUAAGAUCAAUGAAGAGGCGAGUGAUAAGGUCCUCGAAGUAGAGCAGAAGUACAAUGAGAUAAGGAAGCCAGUUUACGAUAAGCGAAAUGAUGUCGUCAAAUCUAUUCCUGAUUUCUGGUUCACUGCUUUUAUGAGUCAUCCUGCCCUUUGUGAACUUCUGAACGUAGAGGAUCAAAAGAUAUUUAAGUAUUUGGGUUCUCUUGAUGUUGAAGAUAAUAAAGAUGUCAAAUCAGGCUACUCAAUCACCUUUAAUUUCAAUCCCAAUCCCUAUUUUGAGAAUACAAAGCUUACAAAGACUUUUACCUUCCUUGAAGAAGGAACAACAAAGAUAACUGCUACCCCCAUAAAAUGGAAAGAGGGCAAUGGAUUACCCAAUGGACUUGAUCAUGACAAGAAUGGGAACAAGCGGGCUCGUAUUGAUAUCAGUUUCUUUAGUUGGUUUAGUGACUGUGAGCAGAAAGAUGAUGUGGAUGAAAUUCAUGACGAGGUUGCAGAAUUAAUCAAGGAUGAUUUAUGGCCAAAUCCACUCACUUAUUUCAACAAUGAGCUUGAUGAAGAGGAUGUUGAUUCUGAAGCUGAUGAUGAGGAAAACGAUGAGGAUGACUCUGAAGAUGAUGACCAAGAGGAGAAUGACGCUGGGAGUGAGGAUGGCAAUCACAGUUGAAAAAUGCAUUAUGGUGCUGUUCCCUGUUUAUUUGUCUGGUUGAGUAUGUAAGGCUUUUAGGCGUGGUGAGCGUUUCCAUUUUUUCGAGGUGUUAACUCAAGGUGGAGCUAUAUAGAAAGUGGUUCUUUGACCAUAUAAUUUAUUAAUUACCCUGUGAAGUUGUUUCGCUGGUUUCAGCCUUCAUGCACUUUUUUUGUGAUACUAGUAACAUACUAGCUCUCUAUCGGUUCUUUUUUGUGGAAUUACAUAUUAAAAUUACAGUAUUUAUUGUAUAUUUGGAUUUCUUGGCAUAAGGAUUACCCUUCAAGGCAUUUUACCGAUAUAGAACCAUUUCAAAUGCUA